Pyrus x bretschneideri (Chinese white pear) is the source of this 986-nucleotide messenger RNA. RefSeq names its product transcription factor HY5-like. Gene Ontology annotation, molecular function: DNA-binding transcription factor activity, RNA polymerase II-specific. Gene Ontology annotation, cellular component: nucleus. The record is from RefSeq and is a predicted model, not a curated record. The transcript is spliced from 4 exons. Bases 134 to 790 code for a protein of 218 amino acids. Gene Ontology annotation, biological process: red or far-red light signaling pathway; positive regulation of transcription by RNA polymerase II; response to far red light. Lineage: Eukaryota; Viridiplantae; Streptophyta; Magnoliopsida; Rosales; Rosaceae.
CCCCUUCCUUUUACUCACAACCCUGGCAACUAAUCUAAACGCGCAUAUAUAAUCAAUAUAUAUUCCUUAAUAUUGUGUAUCAUUUCAUAUAUAAGCUCAUCGUCCAGAGAGAGAGAGAGCUCAUAAGCCAGCCAUGUCAGUCCCAAUCAGAGCAGGAGAUGAUGAAGCCAAAAACCCCAUGUUAUCCAUCUCCUCCUCCUCCUCCAGUUUGGAGCAACUACAGCAAGUACAGCAGCCAUCUGGUUCUUCUUCCUUGGGGCCUCCUCAUCCUUCUCUUCUUCUUCAUAGUAACACCAAGAACAGUAACAAACUAGACGUUCCUUGGUUUUGGUCAUUGGAUGAUGAUGAUGAUGGUGGUGAUGAUGUUCCAGAAGAGAGCGAUGAAGAUAUGUUCACGGUUCCGGACGUGGAGGCGUUGCCCCCUCCUAAUAAUAAUAUUAAUAAUGCGGCCUCUACAAUCGCAAAUGCCACCAGUAACAACAACAACCCAGAUGCCCAGUCUGGCUUUCCGGCCAAGCGCCGCCGAGGCCGAAAUCCGGUCGAUAAGGAGUACAGGCGACUGAAGAGAUUGCUAAGGAACAGGGUGUCUGCUCAACAAGCCCGGGAGAGGAAAAAGGUUUACGUCAACGAUCUGGAAUCAAGAGCCAAAGAAUUGGAUGAUAGGAAUUCAAAGUUGGAAGAAAAGAUCUCUACGCUUGUCAAUGAAAACACCAUGCUUCGAAAGGUUCUUAUGAACACAAGGCCAAAAGUGGACGAAAGUAUUGAGCAAAAGCAAGGAUCAGUUAAGUAAGAGCAGAUAGGCAGUUUUAGGUGAAUAUAUUAGAAAUUUUAUCAUAUGGAACUUGUGCAGCACUUUAGUUUGAUAUGAACACUCAACUAGCUAGUAUGUAAGUUGUAAUGAACUUCUAUCUUCUCCCUUUUGUUCAUGUAUUUCUCAUGACAAAUAUUUUGUUUGGAUGAAUUUUGUUUCGAGAAAUUGCUACUCA